AGAGAGAGAGAGAGAGAGAGAGAUUAUACGGAGGGUGAAACAUUUUUGGGUUUAAUUUUGGGGCCAACAUUGGAUUCUUUUGCAAUACUUUGGUUCCCCUCCUCCAUCGUCAACUCCAUCAAUAAUAAUUUUUCUCUUCACUUCUCUCUCUCUCUCUUUCUUAAACAUUGUUUUUUUCCUUCUUAUAAUUGAAGAAAAUUAUAAGACAAAAAAGUAAAAAAGAAAAUCGUGUUUUCGCGCCUUGCUUCGGCGAUCGACGGAAAGAAAGAUUAUAUGGUUGGAGGGGAACUGAACCACUUUUUUCGGCUAAAACAUUGAAAAUCAAACCUUAGCAAAUUCUCUAGAUAUGGCGGAAGGCGAGGUUGGGCAGUUAAAAGAAGCACUAUGCAACCAAUACAUGAUAAUGAAGAAGCUGUACAUGGAUCUAGAGGAGGAGAGAGACGCGUCGGCGACCGCAGCGAGCGAGGCCUUGUCGAUGAUCUUACGACUUCAGAGAGAGAAAGCCGCGGAAAAAAUGGAAGCGAGCCAAUACAAACGAAUGGCGGAGGAGAAGAUUUGUCACGCCGAAGAAUCCUUAACGGUCCUCGAAGAAGUGAUGCAGCAAAAAGAACUCGAGAUCUCGCUCCUCAGAAACCAACUUCAGCUGUACAAGCACAAGUUGUCGAACAUCGGUGUCACCGUUCUCGACAUCGGAGAUGAGAGAGUUUACGGUGAGAAGUAUUCGAGCGAUACGAGCGACCGACAUAGCCUUUCGGUCAGAAGGAACUCUUUGCCUUCGCUUCAUUUCGAUAAGUUUUUCCGUGACAUGGACGGAAUGGAUGAGAACGGUUCGCUGCCGCAGUCGAUGCAGAAGAAGCUCGACGAGUAUGCAAACCAACUCACCGAAAAAUGUAGUGAAAAAGAAAUUGGAGACCAGAUUAAGAAGGAAUCUGCAAUUGAAGACACCGCGAAACUCGCGCAGGCUAAAUCGAGUUCGACUAUUCAUCCCGUAAGCUCGGGACAGGAGUCUUCGUCGUCGUGUUCGUGGUACUCGGCAUUGAGCCACGAGGUGUUACACGAUUCGAUCGUCGGAAUGAAGGCUAGCGGUGAAGCCGAAUCGAAUGAGAACUCGGUCCAUUCGACCUUCGUCCACGACAUAUUUGAAGUAUCGGAAAAUUGCGACUGUCGCAACAAAAUUGAUGUUCACAGGAAGGACGCGAAAGGAUCUAAUUUCAAGUCUGAAGUAACCGAUGAUCAGCGACUGAACAAGGCACUCAUGACUAGACACAAUCGAAGCGAUAUUUCCGAGUCUGAGAAAUGGAAACACUUGCUCCAAGAGUUCAAACUAUGUUCGCCAAUUAAGGGUGCUUUUUCGGAGAACAACAGGAGCUCGACGUCGCAGGCGAACUUAGAACAAAUCAAGAAACAGAUGAAGCAACUCGAGGAUGAGAAGAGUACGCGAAAAGACGAUUCUGAGAAAAGUAAGGAGCAACUGAAAUUGCUGAAGGAGAUUUGUGAGCAGCUCAACAUGUUAGAAUCACACAUAAAAAGAUCGAACUCGCAAAAGUUCCUCCCACAGGAUGAUCCCACAGUAGUGUCCAUCAUGGAGGCCGUUCUAUCUUUCUCCAUAUAGUUUCUACUGCGUCGGAAUAAUCGCAAGGCAUUAUCGGCUCAGGUUCUGAAGAUGAUCGCAACGAAUAAUCGACGUGUCGAAGCAGAAAUUUGUAUAAAUAAUAAAGGAGAAAUAUACUGUUUAUAUAUAUAUUUAUAUAUAUAGCCUUUUGGUAUAAAAAAUAAAGAAAAAGGAGCAUGUUUAUGUUGUUGAAUUUGUGAAAUUGUGUUCUUACUGUGAACUUGUUCUGAGAUUUGAAGAACCUCAAUAGUUACUGUACUGAUCUUAUAUACUGCCUCCUAUUCGACGAA
Messenger RNA from Ananas comosus (pineapple), 1902 nucleotides. Its product is annotated as myosin-binding protein 3. The record is from RefSeq and is a predicted model, not a curated record. Lineage: Eukaryota; Viridiplantae; Streptophyta; Magnoliopsida; Poales; Bromeliaceae. The transcript has 3 exons. Bases 347 to 1612 code for a protein of 421 amino acids.